Molecule: messenger RNA, 2455 nt
Organism: Brassica napus (rape)
Lineage: Eukaryota; Viridiplantae; Streptophyta; Magnoliopsida; Brassicales; Brassicaceae
Exons: 13
Coding region: 285-2381 (698 amino acids)
Source: RefSeq, a predicted model, not a curated record
UAGUCAUCUUAUUCGGCUCGCUAAUCAUCUUCUCCGGCUCGCUAAUCAUCUUCUCCGGCUAUCUAAUCAUCAGCGUCACACUCUCUACUCUCAAAAUCGGACACAAAUCACUAUGUAACUUUUUAAAAUUAGGGUUUUUGAAUUAAAAUUUGUGAAGCUUGCGUUUUGAUUUUGAUUUGUUUGUUACUCUUUCUUAUUAACCAGCGAAGCAAAUGAAAGACUUUUGAAUUGUGGGAACACAAAGUUGUUGGAGCAUAAUUCAUCUCUUUGAGGAUAGAAACAAGAUGGGAGAUUCAGUACCUCUAAAACUAGCACUGCCAGAGCUGAAGUAUCCUAUUGGUUCACAGCCAAAGCAAAAGUCAGCAAUCAACCAAUAUUCCGGCUCAGAGUAUAUCUCCAUUGUUGACAGCAUCCUAAAACCAGAUGAGAUGAUAAGAGUCCGAGGAUCAUUUCUGGGACCUAUAAUGAAGCUCAGUGAGAGAGGAUUGAAGUUAUCAGCAAAGAUGGUCUACGCCAUUCUCACUAGAAGCAUCGUUUCUGUCAAGGAGAAUGAAGCCUGGUUCCAUUUCGGUGCGCAGCCAAUGAGGUUCUCUAUAAGAGAAUUUCAUAUGAUGACAGGCUUGAAAUGUAGUGGUGCAUUAGAAGGACCACGAAGGGAAACCGAUAGAUUUAAUUGGGAAUUGCUAAAGGGGCGUAGUCAUAAGUUAAGUGACGUGGUGGAACAGCUCAGAAACACAAGAGAAGAUGCUUCUGAGGAGAGAGUAUGCCUCGCAAUGCUCAUCCUGGUAGAGAGCAUAUUAUUGCGGAAGAGCAAAGGAGGGAGUUUUCCUUUGGAAUAUGCGAAAAAUGCACAGGAUAUGACAUAUCCAUGGGGGAAAGAGGCUUACAUUGUGCUCCUGAAGUCAAUUCAAAACGCUGUCGCGAAUCAUUUGGAGAAUAAAUCCAAAUUUGAGUUGCAAGGUUAUCCUCUAGUAUUCCUUCUUUGGAUACUAGAGUCGAUUCCUUUGCUAAGGAAUAAGUUCAGUAAGUGUGUACCAACAGUUGAGGUUCCUGGGCCGACUUACUUGUGUGAAAAAUACACUGAGCUGAAGGUCCAUUGCAUACUACCUUCUAUUCCUCAUGAUCCAGAAGAUGAUAUCUCCAUUGAAGACAAAUAUAGUGACGAGCUGGAAACACUGAAAGAUGUAACAAAGAAAGGGUACAAGCUUACAGCCGAUGACUGGGAAAAUAGGUGUGUAGACACAUUUGAAACAUUGGAUGCUCUUAUUCAAAUGAUGGCAAAUAAGGAGACUGGCCAAGCUUCUACUCCGAUUGAUGAGGAUUCAGUAAAUGAAAAAGUGAACAGGAUCAUUGAGGUAAUGGAGGAGAAUCUGAAGAGCAUGAAGGAUCGAAUGUCAUUACUGGAAGAAGAAAACAUGCAUCUUAGAGCCCGUGUGUCAGAGUUGGAAGGAAACAACAAUGUUUUUCCCACUAACGUGACACAACAGCGAUCCAGUGGGACACCUUUAUCUCCAAUGUCUCACACGCAACCAUCGAGUGAGACGCCUUUAUCUCCAAUGUCUCAACAGCCUAAUUUGACACAUGAGGAGACAAUGAUUGAAUCAGCUGCAUCUCCAAAGUCUCAACAAAAUGAGGAUUACACGCAACCAUCGAGUGAGACGCCUUUAUCUCCAAUGUCUCAACAGCCUAAUUUGACACAUGAGGAGACAAUGAAUGAAUCAGAUGAUGACACUCCUGCCCUUGAUACUCAAGUAUUCUCUCCUAAUCUGACAAAAGAGAAAGAAACAAGUGAGUCACCUGCUGAGAGGCCAUCCAAUCCUAAUCAAGAUGGAAAACCAGAUGAUGAGAUUGUGAGAGAGAAAUUAACAAGGGAGUCACCUGCUGCUCAGAGUCAAGUUUCGCAGAAAGAAACAGUGGAAAUGAAUGAGACACCUUCUUCUCCAAUAGCUCCAAAGAGUAUUGAAACUCCCGUUUAUACUCCAAGUCAGACUCAGCAGAUUGAGAGAGAGCCAUCGGAUGACACGCCUGCCCUUGAUAGUCAAGUUUUCACUCCUAAUCUGACAAAAGAGAGGGAAACACAAACCUCUACUGAUGAGACGCCACCCAAAACUAAUCAAGAAGAAGGAAAAACAAAUGAUGAGAUUGUGAUUGAGUCACCUGCUGCUCAGACUCAAGUUUUGCAAAAAGAAACACUGGAAAUGAAUGAGACACCUUCUUCUCCAAUAUCUCCAAAGAGUAUUGAGGCUCAAGUUUUUACUCCAAUUCAGAAACAGCAGACGGUAACAGAGGGAACGUAUGAGGCUACACAGCCAUUGACUGAGAUCAUUUCAGCAAACAAUAAAAAGGUAAGCAUAGAAAUGUCUUUCAUAAGUACAACUUGAAUUUUAAAUUGUAGAAACUUCUUCAUAACUACCUCUUUUAUUUUAUUGUUAUUACAGGAGAAUACACAUGCUGU